CUAUCAGAGGACAACUAAGUAAUCGUAGUGUGCGAAAAUCACUAAGUGUCGAAUCAAAUUAAAGUCCCAAGGAUCAAUUCACGCGUAGCUAUACAACGUAUAUCCUUGGCAGUCUAGAAUUGCAGCAACAGGCGGUAUCACGUAGAGUGCGACAAGUGAAUCCUUGAGGAAGCAAGGAGACUUCUAGUCUUGUUGAGCAACAGGUGUGCCUGCGGAAAAUCUCUGUCGGGCAGGCUGAGAUCCUGUACUUGAUACUAGCAAGGUACUUUGAUGUUCUGCAGGACAGUCCUGAGAAUCCAAGGCUAAUUAAACAGACAGUGUAUUGUAAACAAAGUGUUUUUAUGAAGAAAACCAACCAAUUCAAAAACAAAAGAUUCGUAACAACUGAUCCCUGGGUAAUAUUUAGCAGUUAAUAAGUUGAAACAUAUGUGGUAACUGUGCACAGAACACCUUUCAAUUCAUUACCAAGUUUAUGGGACAGUCUAUGGCGAAAGUUUGUGCCCAGCCAAAUUAACGAACUAAAAGAAACUUUCCAAGCUAAAUAAUUGACGCCACGAAACCAUUGCGACAACUUGCAGUGCAUAAUUAAGGUUUUAACAGGAAAAAGUCAGAGAAGUGACAUGAUUUACAAGCUGUUUCCUCGACUGGGAUUGUGGCCCCUAAAGGAGGUAGUGAAAUCUCGCGAUGCAUUUGUCUAUUUGGAUCGCGGCAUGACGAUUUGUGGUUGGAUGCCACCGGAGGGUAAAUACCAACGCUGGAUCUAUGGCGUGUGGACGGUGAUUUUCAAUACGUUUGCGAUUGUCUUGCUGGAUGUAUCACUGCUGGUUAGCUAUUUCAAGGAAUUUCACACCUUCACCGCUGGCCAGUUUCUCACCUCGCUGCAGGUGGGCUUCGACUGCUUCGGCUCCAGCAUCAAGUCGGGUUACACCUUUGCUGGUGUCAAGCGUUUCAAGCAGGCCAAAAAGAUUCUGGAUCGUUUGGACGACCGUUGCACCAGUGACGAGCAGCGCAGUCAACUGCAACAAACUGUGGCAUCUUGCAAUCAAUGUUAUAUGGCAUACCAAAUUCUAUACUCCUCGUAUACGGCAUCCACAUUUCUGGCUGGCACUUGUACUGGUCGCCUGCCCUGGAAGUUGUAUAAUCCUUUAAUUGAUUGGGAGGCGAGUUACGUACACUUUUGGCUAGCUGCUAUUUUCGAAUACGUGUGGAUGACAGGUGUUGUCCUUCAAAACCAAAUGUCUGAUGUUUAUCCCAUCGUACACUUCUUGAUGAUACGCACUCAUAUCAAUUUACUCAAGGAGAGAUUGGAACGGCUGCGCUCAGAUCCAACGGUGAGCGAACAGAAUAACUAUGUGGAGCUUACCAAGUGCAUUGAGGAUCAUCAGCUGAUACUCGAUUACUGCAACACUCUCAGACCUGUGGUCUCUGGCACAAUUUUCGUACAAUUUCUGCUUUGUGGCGUCGUCAUUGGUCUAGCCAUGAUCAAUAUAGUGUACUUUUCGAAUUUUUGGACUGGCCUGGGCACAGCGAUAUUCUUGUUCGAUCUUCUACUACAGACAUUCCCCUUCUGCUACAUAUGCAAUAUGAUCGGCGAUGAUUGUGGCGAACUCGCCAAUAAUCUCUUUCACUCCAAUUGGCAGGGUGCCCCUCGAUAUUAUACAGCCACAUUGCGUUACUUUUUGCAUAAUUUGCAGGAACCCAUUGUUCUCACUGCGGGUGGCAUAUUCAUCAUUUCCAUGGCCACAAAUAUCACCGUCGCAAAAUUGGCAUUUUCUGUGGUCACAUUUGUUGAGCAAUUGAAUAUUGCCGAAAAGUUUCAGACCAAAUGAAUCACAGUUGGACAUUAUGAUAUCAGUCCUUAAUGGCGAUACAAU
Drosophila grimshawi is the source of this 1874-nucleotide messenger RNA. Its product is annotated as odorant receptor 42b. Bases 621 to 1829 code for a protein of 402 amino acids. Gene Ontology annotation, biological process: sensory perception of smell; detection of chemical stimulus involved in sensory perception of smell. Gene Ontology annotation, molecular function: odorant binding; olfactory receptor activity. NCBI's taxonomy places the organism in Eukaryota, Metazoa, Arthropoda, Insecta, Diptera, Drosophilidae. The record is from RefSeq and is a predicted model, not a curated record. The transcript is spliced from 6 exons. Gene Ontology annotation, cellular component: plasma membrane.